Helianthus annuus (common sunflower) is the source of this 550-nucleotide messenger RNA. RefSeq lists its product as uncharacterized. The transcript is spliced from 3 exons. The record is from RefSeq and is a predicted model, not a curated record. NCBI's taxonomy places the organism in Eukaryota, Viridiplantae, Streptophyta, Magnoliopsida, Asterales, Asteraceae. The coding region runs from base 122 to 550 and encodes 142 amino acids.
CAAGGCCAACCCAAGGACUCGUGCUUCCACAGCGAAAAAGAGGAAGGGCCUUGAGGUCAGUGCUCCAAGCUCAGGAGGGUUCUCCUAUGACGAUCUCAGCUUUACCGAUUCCUUAGAGCCGAUGACAUCCUUCCUUAACAAGGGCCUCCAGCAUUUGCUCCACUUGUACAACGAUGCAUGUGGUACUGUCGCCCUCCAUGAAGCCAGGAUUAAGCAGCUCGAAACCACUGUUGCCGACCAAGGUGCCAUUGCCGAGGCAAAGAGCCGGCACUAUGAGGAUAAGCUGAAAAAGGUCACCCAGGAUGCUGAGCUCAAAUUGGCCACCAUGCAAAUGGAUCACGAUCAGGCCAUGAUCAAUUUCCGGGAAGGAAUCAAGACUUCCGCUAUUGUCUCCCUGUUACAAGCACGCAUCAAGAUGGCCUAUGAGGCCAAGGAGACAGGUCUUGUUUGUCCAUCCUGGCCAAUUGAAUCCUGGGUAGCCAAGCUGAAGGAGCUCGGAGGCAAGGUUGUACCACUCCCAUCUGAAGCCGGUGAAUCUUCCAAGCCUUGA